UCGGCCAUGGCCGCGCCGCCCGCGCCCCUGCGCUCCCGGGGCCCCCGCGGCCGCCGCUGAGACCCGGGACCCGCGGCCGCCCGGGAUGCGCCCCGAGGCCACCUCUGCUCCUGCGGGGUGACAGCCGCCACCCCCGCGGCGCGGCCGGCCGGCGCAGAGUGAGGAGCUCGCGCGCCCGCGCUCGGCGCCCCCGUCGCCCGCCCGCCCCGUCCGCGCGCCUCGGGGACCGCGGCGGAGACGCCCGCAGCCUGCCCGGUUCCGCCCGGUUCCGCUGCGCUGCGCUGCGCUGCGCGGCGCGGGUCGCUCCUGCGCCUCCGUCUGGCCCGAGACACCGAGCACGCUGAGCAAGCAGUCGGGAGCCGAAGGAGACCGAGAAGGGAAACCUUCCUGGGUUACUAUGCACUUGCGACUGCUCCCCUGGUUUUUCAUCAUCGUGAACUUUAUGGAACACAUCGGCAGCCAGAACGCCGCCCGGGGACGGCGCCAGCGCAGAAUGCACCCCAACGUCAGCCAAGGCUGUCAAGGAGGCUGUGCGACGUGUUCUGAUUACAAUGGAUGUUUGUCGUGUAAGCCACGACUAUUUUUUGUUCUGGAGAGAAUUGGCAUGAAGCAGAUAGGAGUGUGUCUCUCUUCGUGUCCAAGUGGAUACUAUGGAACUCGAUACCCAGAUAUAAAUAAGUGUACAAAAUGUAAAGCUGACUGUGAUACCUGCUUCAAUAAAAAUUUCUGCACAAAGUGUAAAAGUGGAUUUUACUUGCACCUUGGAAAGUGCCUUGACAACUGCCCGGAAGGGCUGGAAGCCAAUAACCACACCAUGGAGUGCAUCAGCAUUGUGCACUGCGAGACCAGUGAGUGGAGUCCGUGGAGCCCGUGCAUGAAGAAGGGCAAAACGUGUGGCUUCAAAAGAGGAACUGAAACUCGGGUCCGAGAAAUAAUCCAACACCCUUCAGCGAAGGGAAACCUGUGCCCUCCCACGAGCGAGACGAGGAAGUGUACAGUGCAGAGGAAGAAGUGUCAAAAGGGAGAACGAGGAAAAAAAGGAAGAGAGAGGAAAAGAAAAAAACUGAAUAAAGAAGAGGGUAAAGAAGCAAUUCCUGACAACAAAGGUCUGGAAUCCAGCAGAGAGACCCCAGAUCAACGAGAAAACAAAGACAAAUCGCAGCAAAAGAAGAGAAAAGUCCAACAGAAACCGGUAUCCGUCAGCACUGUGCCCUGAAGGGGCCCCAUGAGAUUAGUGUAGACUCUGUUGCUGCUGUCUCCACCAGAUGCCCAGGAAAGGUGCCACAGCCACUGGGACCACAGAUGGAUGACAUAUCAGUUACUCCGCUGUCUAGACAACAUUCCAAAUAGUUGUAUAUUCUUCAUACAGGCAUAGCUAACAACAAAGAGCCGAAAGUUCAAAGAAGGGAUACUCUCACACCGUUAUCGUAUGGGCUUCUUUGCAUUUUUAGAAGAUAAGAUAUUUUGUACAUAAAUAUCAAUAAGCUAUAAGCUAUCAUCAACAUAAUGAUGACAUCCGGAGAAGACACAUCUUUUCCCUAUUUAAAAAAAAUAUUUUUUCCAACUAUUGUUUUUAAGAAGCGAAAGAGAAUUCUGCAAAUUCAAGGAUGCAGUAUCCCUUCAAAACAAAUAAGAGAUGGGGAGAGAAACCUCAUUCCAAGGACAGUGUGGUUUUGUCGGGUAGCUCUUGAGAGCUCAGCACUAGGGCCUGGCAUUUGGAAUUAGAGAAUUUAUCACACAGGAGCAACUUCAUCCUAGAAGUAUUCAGAUGACUUCGAUUGCUCUCAUCCAUGCUUCUGUAGAGCUAUUCUGUGUGGAGUUGGAGGAAGGCAAAGGCAAGGUGGAAGAAAUCAUAGAGUUGGAGACUUCUUUUGCGCCUCACAGAACUGUGAAGGUCGUGAUCACCUGGAACAGAUCUCCAAUGCGUGGCAGCACUACUGGGCCCGCCCCACUGCACCUUGGAUUGUAUAUGUCUGUAAAUGUGUGCCUGUAAUUUUCUUCCAAGAACAGCGCCACACUUAUUAGGAGAAAAUUCUGAUUUCAUAGAAAAAAAUAGAGCAGGGAGAAUAUACCAUGUUUCCAAAAUCAUGUGUUUCCUUUCUCUCUCGGUGAGGGAAAAACAGCUUUGUUUCCUGCUUCCUCGUCCACCUGGGACUGAAAGGCUGCUGCUUUCUAACGCGGUGUGUCAGUAAGACAGAAAGUCACCACAAUAAAUAUAUUUGUUAAUAGUUUUUGAAGUUUGGUUCUUUUUGAAGUUUAGUUCAAGUUUUGUUUUACUGGGGGGAGGGUUUCUUGAGUGUUUUUAGGGACUCAAGAAUUAGAAAAGAUAACUGCGAAAUCAGAGAAGACGUGUCCAAGUGCACAGCAUUUCUUAGUGUUUUUGCCUUUUGAGUCCACCUUUAUCUGAGCCAACAGAGACUUAUUUCUGAACUAUUAGGAGAAAUGUAGUCAACUAACUUUUUUCUUAUUUUAAUCAACAAAAUCCUAAUUAUAGCCUCUCGGCCUACUUAAGGAUUUCAUUGCUUAGAAAUCCAUCAAUAGCCUAGAAAUGAAAAUCUUUUCUUGUAUGUUGGUUCCUCCUGCAUGGUGAACAUUUAGUUUUUUCUUCUCCAAGUUUUCUCAGUCUGUGGAUCUCUUUUGGGGCGGAAGUCACCCUAGCUUAAGGCCUCACCAUUGUUUCACAGAGGACCCUGCCAGCCCAGUACAGAAGGAGGCAUCUCUGAGUGCCUUGCGCUAAAGCCUUCAUGCUCUGAUGGGAGCUCGUGUAGCUGCUCGGUCUGCGAUGGGUCCUAGCCCUCUCAAGACCACUGCUUUCUGGAAAAUUUGCAAUGAAUAUGCCUUUUGUCUGUGCCUGUCUGUGCACCCUUUCUCCAACUGUACUGCCCAUGUGGAUUGCUUGGCCUCAUUGAUUUUCUACAUCUUUUUUUUCCUUUUCCAAGAUAUAAAAAUGUUAAAUGAUGCA
This is a messenger RNA of Cavia porcellus (domestic guinea pig), 2962 nucleotides long. It is a transcript of the gene Rspo3, whose product is annotated as R-spondin 3. The record is from RefSeq and is a predicted model, not a curated record. Lineage: Eukaryota; Metazoa; Chordata; Mammalia; Rodentia; Caviidae. The transcript has 5 exons. Bases 398 to 1216 code for a protein of 272 amino acids.